Lagopus leucura (white-tailed ptarmigan) is the source of this 2468-nucleotide messenger RNA. It is a transcript of the gene ICOS, whose product is annotated as inducible T cell costimulator. Gene Ontology annotation, biological process: cell-cell adhesion; T cell tolerance induction; T cell costimulation. NCBI's taxonomy places the organism in Eukaryota, Metazoa, Chordata, Aves, Galliformes, Phasianidae. The record is from RefSeq and is a predicted model, not a curated record.
AUGCCUCUGUGUCAGGCAAGCAUGAAGUCAGUUGCAGUAACUUUCUAUCUCUUCUGCUUUCAGUUUGAAGCCUUGUGUGGAGCUGACACCUGCUCAUCAAGAUUGUGCAAAAAUAUAGAUAAACUUCAGGUCGUGGACCCCCAGGGGAUAGUAAAAUUUGAAAAUGGAAACUUCAAGUUAAUAUUCCAAAACCCCAAAAAUGUGAAUGAGUUCAGCAUGACCCUCCUCAGAGGGCAUGAAAGGAAGGCAAUCUGUGCACUCCAUGUGAGUAAGAAUAAAGCUGUCCCAAAGAGUAACGUUACCUACUGCCAGGCAGAGCAUUCAAAUAGCAGCACCACCUUCAUUCUGACAAAUCUGGACAGAAAGCACAUCGACACCUACACCUGCUGCCUGGAGAGUUUAUUACCCCCCCCUUACAUAGACUGCCACUUGAAGGAAACCUAUUUGUACAUCCAAGAUAAGGAAGACUGCUUUUCACAAGGAAUCAUGUCAUGGAUAAUUACUGGCCUGAUUGCAUUUGCCCUGAUUUCAUGUGUCUGCUGUGUAGUAGUCUAUUGUUUAAGGAACAAGAAUCAGCAGUGUGAAUCCAGCUCCCAUGAAUACAACAGUGAAUACAUGCCCAUGGCAGCAGUGAAUGCAGCUAAAAAGCCAAGAAUCUGAGGUUUAAGUUGUUUAUGGCAUAGAAAUUUUGGCAGCAGAAGUUUCUAGCUACUUGAACCUGGAUAACAGGAAAUCAGCAUCUCCUCACCUUCCUCUGCCUCCCUGAGCUCUUAUGAUGGCCCUGUGCUCAGUCAUGAUACUGAUGUCUAGUACUAGUACUGUUCCAAGCUGUUUUGCUCUCACCUUGCAUGUUAACUAGCACACUGCCUGAUCCACUGACUUGUGCAUGAAGUGCUAACGAUGUGUUAAAGAUGUCAGCUUUUAGCUGAAGAAAAUGUGUUUGCUUGAGAGUAGAUUCCGGUAGUGCCACAACAGAGGGAACUUUUUUUCUACAGUCUACUUAUUUUCUACAGUCCCUAUGGUAAACUGAGAACAAAAGAAAAAGACUACCUCCAAUGCCAGUGCCAGUGCGUUGCACAAGCCCUUUUGCUAGGGCUAAGCUAUGAUGCCAUGAAUUCAUCCUAAUAUUCGCUGUCAGACUUCCUUGUACCACGCUAGGAGUGAGCAGCAUGCACAUGUUCUCCUGCACACUGUGAGACAGCAGGGAAACAAAACCUGAGAAAGCACAGCAGAGACUUUACUAUGACUCAGAACCUCGAGUACACGCAGCUGCAUUUUUUGUAUUUGUGCUGUCAGUGCGUCUUUGCCAUUUGUACAUUAGAGGGUCUCUUAUUUAAUUAAAUUCUGGAUUCUACUAUCAGAAGAGGAAUUUUUACUCCAACUGUUCUCUAAAUCAGUUCAAACCUGCAGAAUUGCUCUCUCAACUAGGAGGUAAGAUCUCUUCAUGUCUUAACAGCCCAAAUACAACAGAGUCCACAAAACCAGUGUAUUCAUGGACUCUGCUUUGCAACUAUCUACCAAUUAUCCACUUCCCUAGUGGAUUUAGUGGUUACUUGACCAGUGGAUUGCUCAGAGCCUAUAAUAUGAAUGAGAUAAUUGAAUGAAUGAACAAAUGAAUUAAAUGAUCAAUCCUUCACUCUAUUUGUGAAAUCCACCAAAACUCUGGACCAUAGAUGGCCAACUGGGAAUCCUACCUGAAUAUAUUGCCAACAUUUGGCUGCAUGAGGCAGAGCAGUGCACUGUCAAGUCUCUUUGUGAUUCUUCGGCAAAACAAAUACUGGUCAGAGGAUACAGUGCUGUUUGUCUGAAAAAGGGAAGGCUGGUUUCAAAUUUGAUAGGGUAAACAGGGAUCAUCAAGCAUAAAAAGGCAGUAAGCUGGUAUGUCAAGAACAGAGUUUUCCUCAGCAGAAGUCUAAAUUCAUAGAGGUAUUGCAGAGAAAAGGUGCAGAUUGUUCACUGUGACAUUAAGAAAAGUGAAAAUGAGAAAGGUACUGAAAGAAGUGAGAACUGCCAAUUUAGCAGGAGCAAAUUCACUAAGACAACCAGCUCCUAGGUACAGAUGUGGAGGGGCAGCCUGGCAUGCUGAGUAACAUUCUUUUCUGUUGUUCCAUCACAUAAUUUUGCCAGUUUUCUUAAGCUCCCUAACGAACAAAACUAUCCCCCACAAAUACAUCCACAAAUACAUUGUUUCAAUAUUUUGAAAAUCAUUGGUAAAAAAAUUGGAUUUGAAAAUUAUCGGUGAAUAAUAACCUCUACUGCUUAUGAUAAAUGCUUGAUAUAAAAUACUGUGUAACAGGGAAAUCCUACUCCCCAGAACUUCCAACCAGACUGAGAAAGAAAAUCACGGAGUAAAGAACUUCUGAAAGAAUGAAAAAACUGAGGUUUGCCUUGAGAUGCUGCUGUGAAAAAGAUAUGUCAAAAUAUGUUGUACUCUGGAAAGAAAAAUGGAUUAAAUCCACUGUAACAAA